Xenia sp. Carnegie-2017 is the source of this 786-nucleotide messenger RNA. Its product is annotated as NAD-dependent protein deacetylase sirtuin-6-like. Gene Ontology annotation, molecular function: NAD+ binding. NCBI's taxonomy places the organism in Eukaryota, Metazoa, Cnidaria, Anthozoa, Malacalcyonacea, Xeniidae. The record is from RefSeq and is a predicted model, not a curated record.
AUGGCGGUGGAUUAUGCUUCUGGGCUGUCAGAUUCACAUAAAGGAAAGUGCGGAGCACCUGAGCUUUUUGACUCCAAAGAGAAACUUGCAAGCAAAAUCAUAGAGUUGUCAAAAUUGAUCAAAGAAUGCAAACAUUUGGUGUUCCAUACUGGAGCAGGAAUCAGUACUUCAUGUGGUAUCCCUGAUUUUUGUGGACCUAAAGGAGUUUGGACAUUGGAAGCCAAGGGAGAACCCAAGUUUGACAUCACAUUUAAAAGUGCUGCUCCAACUUUGACACAUAUGGCAAUGUUGCAACUUGAAAGGGAAGGUUAUUUGAAGUUUGUUGUGAGUCAAAAUGUUGAUGGCUUGCAUUUAAAGUCAGGAUUUCCAAGGUGCAAGUUGGCUGAGCUCCACGGUAACAUGUUUGUCCAGAAAUGUGAAAACUGCCAUAGAAAUUAUCUCUUUGGUGAUCCAGUCAAAACUGUUGGUUUAAAACGAACUGGAAAGCAGUGUUUGGGAGGAAGAAGAGGCAAAUGCAGAGGUAAAUUGCGUGAUACAAUAUUGGAUAGGGAAGAUUCUCUACCAGUUGAUGAUCUGGCUGCAUCUGAAUAUCAUUCGAAGUCGCAGAUUUAUCUGUGUGUCUUGGAACAUCACUGCAAAUCAACCCGAGUGGAAAUUUACCCGUACAAACUGUGAAAAUGAUGGAAAACUUGUAAUUAUUAAUUUACAAAGACUAAACAUGUACGUACAUUGAAAGCUGUAUGUAUGAUUUUUCUUAUUGCAACAAAACAAUAGACACUUCGUAAG